AUGGGGGUCAGCAACUCUAUUCCUUAUGAUGAUGUGGACAACCAUGAGGCCUCAUCAUUUACUGUCACCGACUCCUUGGGUCUUGCAGGCCUGCCCUGCAAGUUCCUUAAUCCAGAGAUUAGCUGUGAAACAACAGAGGAAAUUCCAAAACUGAACAUUUCUGAGGGAGAGUCAUCGAAUGAAAGAUUCAAGGAUAAUACCAACAACUUCAAGUUAGUAGAAACCCGGCAAUGUGCUGUUAGAUUAGAGCAACAGCAGGGCAACAAUGAAAAACAAUGCCAGCAAAUAACAGUCACCUGCAGGAAAACAUCGACUAAGUUUAUUGCCAAUGAAUGUAAUGUAGUCGAGAAGGAAUUCCAUGUGGGGUCAAGCUCAUUUCCAAAAAAAAGAAUUCAUAGAAAGAAAAGUCUCCAUAAACAUGAUACAUGUGGAAAGAACUUUACACAUCAUUCAGAUGAAAGUAAGCAUGAAAGACUCUUUUCUAAGAAGAAACUCUGCAACUAUAAUAAAUUCAGUAAGUCAUUCCAUUACCAUUCACAUCUUAUGCAGCGUUAUAGAAAAUAUAAUGAAGAAAAAGCAUCUGAAUCUUAUGAGUGUGGGAAAAUCUUCAGCAACAGGUUGUCCCUUACAAUUCACACUACAGAGAAAUUUUUUAAGUGUAAUGAAUGUGGGAGAGCCUUCAGCUGUAAAUCUAGUCUUAUUUUAUAUCAGAGAAUUCAUUCUGGAGAGGAAUCUUUCAAAUGUAAUGAAUGUAUGAAAUCCUAUAAAAGGAAUACUAAAUCUAAAAGAUUUCAAAUUGAAGAGAAAUGUUUUGAAUGUAGUGAAUGUGGAAAAUCUUUCCGUCGUUUCAGAAACCUUGACAAACAUAAGUGCAUUCAUAGUAGAGAGAAAACUUUGGAAUGCAUUGUGUGUGGAAAAUAUUGUAGAAACCUUAAUAGACAUAAAAGAAUUCAUGCUGGAAAGAAAUCCUUUGAAUGUAAUGAAUGUGGAAAAUCCCUCAGUCAUUAUAGAAGCCUUUAUAGACACAAGAAAAUUCAUAGAGAGAAAAUCUUUGAAUGCCUUGAGUGUGGGAAGUACUUUAAUCAUGGCAAAAAACUUGACAAACAUAGAAGAGUUCAUACUGGAGAGAAACCCUUUGAAUGUAGUGAAUGUGGGAAAUCCUUUAGCUAUAGGACCCUGCUUACUCAUCAUUACAGAAUUCACACUGGAGAGAAACCCUUUAAAUGUAAUGAAUGUGGGAAAUCCUUUAGAGGGCGUGGACACUUGAAUAGACAUAAGAUAAUUCACACUGGAGAGAAAUCCUUUGAAUGUAAUGAAUGUGGAGAAUCUUUUAGGAGGAGUGAAUCCCUUAAUAAUCAUAAGAGAAUUCAUACUGGAGAAAAACCCUUUAAAUGUAAUGAAUGUGGAGAAUCCUUUAGAAGGAAUGAAUAUCUUACAAAACAUAAGAGAAUUCAUACCGGAGAGAAACCCUUUAAAUGUAAAGACUGUGGGAGAUAUUUUAGAAGAAGUGAAUCUCUUACCAAACAUAAGAGAAUUCACACUGGAGAGAAACCUUUCAAAUGUGAUGAUUGUGGGAAAUACUUUAGAAGGAGUGACUCUCUUACUACGCAUAAGAGAAUUCAUACUGGAGAGAAACCAUUUAAAUGUAGUGAGUGUGGGAAAUCCUUUAAACAGUAUGGAAACCUUAGUAGCCAUAGGAGAAUUCACAGUGGAGAGAAGCCCUUUGAAUGUAGUGACUGUGGAAAGUCCUUUCGUUCCCCACUAUGGGGAGGGGGAAAGAACGAAGCUGAAGAGGAUGUCGGAGGGGGGAGGGAGAUGGGAAAAGUGACCCACCUUAUUCAGUAUCAUAGAAUACAUACUGUAGAUAGACCAUAUGAAUGUAAUGAAUGUGGAAAAUCUUUCACCAACAAUUCAAUCCUUAGAAACCACCAGAGAAUUCACACUGGAGAGAAACCUUAUAAUUGUAAUGAAUGUGGUAAAGCCUUCAAUCAGAGAGGUCACCUUACUGAACAUCAGAGAAUUCAUACUGGAGAGAAACCCUACAUCUGUAAUGAAUGUGGGAAAGCCUUCAGUAACAAUUCAAUACUUCGGAGUCAUCAGAGAAUUCAUACUGGAGAGAAGCCCUACAAAUGUAAUGAAUGUGGGAAAACAUUCAACCAGAGGGGCCACCUUAAUGAACAUCAGAGAAUUCAUACUGGAGAAAAGCCUUUUGAAUGUGCUGAAUGUGGGAAAGCUUUCAGUCAUAGAGUAUAUCUUACUCUACAUCAGAGAAUUCAUACUGGAGAAAAACCAUAUAAAUGUAAUGAAUGUGGGAAGGCCUUCAGCCAGAGGGGUCACCUUACUGAACAUCAGAGAAUUCAUACUGGAGAGAAACCCUACAUCUGUAAUGAAUGUGGGAAAGCCUUUAGCAACAACUCAAUUCUUAGGAAUCAUCAAAGAAUUCAUUCUGGUGAGAGACCUUAUAAAUGUGAUGAAUGUGGAAAAACCUUUAACCAGACAAGACAUCUUAUUCAGCAUCAGAGAAUUCAUACCGGUGAGAAACCUUUUGCAUGCACUGAGUGUGGAAAAGCUUUCAGUCAUAGGGUAUACCUUACUUUACAUCAGAGAACUCAUACUGGAGAGAAACCCUAUAAGUGUAAUGAAUGUGGGAAAACCUUUAGCCAGAGGGGCCAUCAUACUGAGCACCAGAGAGUUCAUACUGGAGAGAAGCCCUACAUCUGUAAUGAAUGUGGGAAAGCCUUUAGCAAUAAUUCAAUCCUUAAGAAUCACCAGAGAAUUCAUACUGGAGAAAAACCCUAUAACUGUAAUCAUUGUGAGAAAGCAUUCAAACAGAAGAGGCACCUUACUGAUCAUCAGAGAGUUCAUACUGGAGAAAAAUUUUUAAAACAGAAACUCUUUGAGUGUAAUGAGUGUGGUAAAAAUUUCAGCAAAAGUCUCCACUUGAUUGAACAUCAGAGAAUUCAUACAGGACAGAAAACCUUUCAGUGUAAUAUAUGUGGGAAAGACUUCAGCCAGAAGGGUCAUCUUACUGAACACAAGAGAAUCCAUACUGGAGAGAAGCUCUUUGAAUGCAGUGUGUGUAGGAAGGGCUUUAGUCAUCGGACAUCCUUUAUUAAUCAUCAGAAGAUUCAUUCUGGAGAGAAACCCUAUGAAUGCAAUGAAUGUGGAAAAGCUUUCAGCAAUAACUCAAGCCUUUGGAAUCAUCAUAGAAUUCAUACAGGGGAGAAACCCUUUGAAUGCAAUGAAUGUGGAAAAGCCUUCAGCCAGAGGGGACACCUUACUGAACAUCAAAAAAUUCAUACUGGGGAGAAACCCUUUGAGUGUAAUGAAUGUGGGAAACACUUCAGCCAUAAAACAUCUUUCAUUAAUCAUCACAGAAUUCAUACUGGAGAGAAACCCUAUGAAUGCAACGAAUGUGGAAAAACCUUCAGAAGUAAUUCAGUCCUCAGAGAUCAUGAAAGAAUACACACUGGAGAAAAGCCCUUUGAGUGUAAUGAAUGUGGAAAAGCUUUCCGUCAGAGGGGACACCUUGCUGAACACAGAAGAAUCCAUACUGGAAAGAAACCCUUUGAAUGUAAGGAAUGUGGGAAAGCCUUUAGCACCAGCUCAACUCUGAGGAAACAUCUUUAUUCUGUUAUUCUGAAGAUGGGAUGUGACAACUUGGAGUCAACACUAAAGGAGGAUAUUUCUCUGAGAGAGUCAUCAAAGGAUAAAGCUGGCCAAGCAUCAAAGAAUUCAUAUUGUGGUGAAACUCUGCAUCCGUAUGAAUGUGGGAAAGCCUUUAAGAAGAGAUCCAGCCUUAAAAAAUAUGAGAGAAUUCAUACUAGAAAGAAGCCUUUUGAAUGUCCUAAAUGUGGGGAAAUGUUUAGUGAUGAGAAAUUUCUGCAUGAGAAAAACCAUUCUGUGGAUGAAAAAGAUUUAAAGUGUAAGAAAUGUGGCAAAAUCUUCAAGCAAAGGUACUAUCUUAAUGUUCAUCAGAUCAUUCAUACUGGAGAGAAACCUUUUGAAUGUACUCAAUGUAAGAAAACUUUCAGCCACAGGGCAGCUCUUAGUCGACAUAAAAUAAUUCAUACUGGAGGGAAGCCUGUGAAGUGCACACAAUGUGAGAAAGCUUUCCGCCACAGGUCAUCAUUAACUCGACAUUAG
Gracilinanus agilis (Agile Gracile Mouse Opossum) is the source of this 4146-nucleotide messenger RNA. Its product is annotated as zinc finger protein 658B-like. The record is from RefSeq and is a predicted model, not a curated record. Lineage: Eukaryota; Metazoa; Chordata; Mammalia; Didelphimorphia; Didelphidae. Bases 1 to 4146 code for a protein of 1381 amino acids. Gene Ontology annotation, biological process: regulation of cytokine production; regulation of immune system process; negative regulation of transcription by RNA polymerase II. The transcript has 9 exons.